AAUCGCAUAUCUAAAUUAAAAAUGCAAGAGAAAAUCGUGUAAAAAUCAAAGGGAAACUGUGUUAAGGUGCUAGAACAUGUUUUAAUUCAACAAAUUGUUGAAAUUUCGUUAAAUUUCCUUCUCCCACCUUUGCAUUGGUUUGUUUCGCUUUUGCGCUCUCUUCCCUUCGCCUACGCACGUCUGGGGUGCGUUUUGUUUACGAAUUUGGGUGUUUGAUAAAUGUGCAGAAAACUAGCUGAAUUUGUUCAACAAUUCUGAAUGAAAAGUUCAAUAAAAGAUCGAAAAAUGAAGUGUUUUGUGUAUCUAUUGACGCUAUCGACGCUACUAUUGACCGGUCGAGUGUCUGGACAUUUGAAUGUUUUUCUCAAUCCAGAGGAGGUGAUGCGUCUGCUUGGCGUCUCGGCAGAGGUUUACUAUGUACGCGAAGGACACAUUAACAAUUAUGCCUUAAAUUUCAUAGUCCCCGUGCCGGCUAAUGUCCGUGACAUUAGUUUCACUUGGCAGUCGCUGGCAGGACGCCCUUUGCCCUAUACCAUCAAUGUUGUUAGCUCCGAUCAGGAGGUUUUGCCUCGACCAGCAGUUAAUGUGUCACAAAUUGGCGAAAUACCCACCUAUAUACAAACCUGGGCCAUCAUACUCAAAUGCAGUGGCGUACGGGCCGCUGAAGUGGAUGUCACCAUUAGUCUGGAGGUUAUACUCAAUCGUGCCCUCAAUAAUGUGACCCAUUUGGUAUUCCGUCGCAAGAAAAUUUGCCUGCUCAAAGAGGCAGAUGAGGAGCAACAACAUCAACUGCAAAGUUCAACGAUGGAUGAUGAUAUGGAUGAUCCACAGUUAUUGGAAACUGUGUUGCCACCGCCCACUGGCCUAAUUACUUUAGUCGUAGGUGUAUCUGUGGCCAUGGGCUCAGUGUGUGUACUCCUAAUGGUGGCUUACUGUGUGCGAGGAGCUGCCUCAAAGCGGCAACAUCAUCAUCAGCAUGGUGGACAACCUAUGCGAACCUCAAGUUUCCAACGUUUGAAUACUCAGCCUCCCUGUCAGUCCUCUUUGGGGUCUGCUGCCUACAUGACUCCAUCGAUUAUAGCCCCCGUUCAUGCCUCUUCAUUGCCCAGAAAGGUGGCUGGUUCCAUUGAGCAGCAACAACAACCCGAAGAGCUGCAUCGUCGUAUCUCUGAGUUGACUGUGGAGAGAUGUCGUGUCCGUUUGUCAAGUCUGUUGCAAGAAGGCACCUUUGGACGUGUCUAUCGCGGCACCUAUAAUGACAAUCAAGAUGUUUUGGUUAAAACAGUAGCCCAACAUGCCAGUCAAAUGCAGGUGCUUCUGCUCCUACAAGAGGGCAUGCUACUCUAUGGUGCCUCUCAUCCAGGCAUUCUUUCGGUUUUGGGUGUAUCCAUUGAGGAUCAUACGACACCAUUUGUUCUCUAUCCGGCCGUUAAUAAUACACGGAAUUUGAAAUUGUUCUUACUGGAUCCGGCAUGCGCCAGAACUGUGACCACCGUACAAAUUGUAAUGAUGGCUUCGCAAUUAUCAAUGGCUUUGGAUCAUCUGCAUAGUCAUGGCGUGGUCCACAAGGAUAUUGCCACAAGAAAUUGCAUCAUUGAUGAUCAGUUGCGUGUUAAGCUUUCUGAUAGUUCUUUAUCACGCGAUCUUUUCCCUGCGGAUUACAAUUGUUUGGGCGAUAGUGAGAAUCGUCCAAUUAAAUGGAUGUCUCUGGAAGCUUUACAACACAAACAAUUCUCCGAGGCCAGUGAUUCUUGGGCUUUUGGUGUCCUAAUGUGGGAAUUGUGUACAUCCGCCAAACAGCCAUAUGCCGAGGUAGAUCCCUUUGAGAUGGAGCAUUAUCUUAAAGAUGGCUAUCGUCUGGCACAGCCCUUCAAUUGCCCUGAUGAGCUAUUCACGAUUAUGGCUUACUGUUGGGCUUUAUUACCUGGCGAGCGUCCAACUUUUGCCCAAUUGCAGUCAUGUCUUUCCGACUUUUACUCACAAAUCACGCGCUAUGUCUAGGACAUCGAGCGCUUUUCAUAACAUAUAUAAGGAGGAGCGCCCUUUUGAAGGGUGUUGCCAAGUCCAAGCAUUUACUGACAUAACUUUAACCCUUAAUUUAAAUAAAUAUAUGUGCUAGUUAGUUGAAGAUCCAGCCCCUACUCCAUAGUCUACUUACAUUGUUAUUACAAUGAUGAUAUUUGCCAAAUCGAAUGUGUAGUUUUUGUAUGUAUCUUUUAUCUUUUAAGUUGAUAAGACAACAAUACCGAAAGACUCAAAUACAUCAUUGAAAAUAGUUGAAGCAUUAAAACCUAAAAUUGAAAUCAAA
Molecule: messenger RNA, 2308 nt
Organism: Drosophila willistoni
Lineage: Eukaryota; Metazoa; Arthropoda; Insecta; Diptera; Drosophilidae
Gene: dnt
Product: tyrosine-protein kinase Dnt
Exons: 4
Coding region: 259-2001 (580 amino acids)
Biological process (GO): axonogenesis; multicellular organism development; positive regulation of kinase activity
Cellular component (GO): signaling receptor complex
Molecular function (GO): protein kinase activity; ATP binding
Source: RefSeq, a predicted model, not a curated record